Molecule: messenger RNA, 1854 nt
Organism: Mollisia scopiformis
Lineage: Eukaryota; Fungi; Ascomycota; Leotiomycetes; Helotiales; Mollisiaceae
Product: ATP-NAD kinase
Exons: 1
Coding region: 1-1854 (617 amino acids)
Biological process (GO): NADP+ biosynthetic process; NAD+ metabolic process
Molecular function (GO): NAD+ kinase activity
Source: RefSeq, a predicted model, not a curated record
AUGGCUGACAUGCUGCGUUCCCCGACCUCUAUCCACCCGUCUCUGACCAAUCCUAAUAAUCCUCCUCUUCCCUCCAUUGAUGAAGCUUCACAACUCCCUCUUCCUGCAGAGGCUCUGUCUCACUCGUCUGCCAACGCAGAUGGAUUGACCAAGCCAGCCUUUGGGGACUCUCACCUGCGCGGAUUCUCCCACGGCUCCUUCAACUCGACCAGUUCUUUGGACCUCGACAAUGAUCCAUCAGAAUCUUCCUUCUCUGCUGCCACCACAGUAGGGCACAACUCGCCGAGCGACGCAUCAUCAGUCCCCUCGUCUCCAACUUUUUCGUCGAGGAAACCAGCUUUCAACCAUCGCAAGAACGCCCUCUCCGUCGAAUCCAUCCCUCGACAAACCAUUAUUAAAGCCUUGGCAUCUGCUGGGAGAAACCACAACAUUCAACAUCUAUCUCUCAACAACGCCAUGAAACCUUUACACUCCCACUCGGAUGCCCGGCCAGGCACUGCCACCUCCCAGCAGUUGUCUGCAGCCCUGUCAGAUCUUGCGCUCAGAAACGGCACACCUACAACCCCCCGCUUCACAGCAUUACAAUCCCCUUGCUUCUACCAUCAACGUUUCGACGAUGUCUUAAACAUUGAUAAGGUCUUGGAGGAGAUUAGAGGCAAUGAGUGGAUGUCACAUUCGCGACUAUUAGCAACCGCCACUGGAGUCCGAGAGAUAUCAAAACAACUUCAGCGUCGCCCAAUCAAACGAGCCGUCCGCAAUGUUAUGAUAAUCACCAAGGCCAGAGACAACCAGCUUGUCCAUCUUACCAGAGAAAUUGCAACUUGGCUCAUAACCACACCUCGAUAUGGAUCCGAUCUUGGAGUAAACGUCUAUGUUGAUGAGAAGUUGCGGAAUUCUAAACGCUUCGGCGCUGCCGAGAUACUUCAAUCAAAUCCCCGCUUCCAUCAUCUUCUAAGAUACUGGAGACCAGAGAUGUGCCGGAAUACACCGGAGAAGUUCGAUUUGGUUCUGACGCUUGGAGGUGACGGUACGGUACUGUUCGCGUCCACGUUGUUCCAAAGCAUUGUUCCUCCAAUCUUGUCAUUCAGUCUCGGAAGUCUAGGCUUCUUGACCAACUUCGAGUAUGACAAGUUCAAGGAAGAGUUGAACAAUGUGAUGGGUGAGGCAGGUAUGCGAGUCAGCAUGCGCAUGCGCUUCACAUGUACCGUCUACCGUGGUGGUGCAAAUGGAAAUGAUAUGGAAGAAGGAGACCAAUUCGAAGUUCUCAACGAGCUUGUCAUCGACAGAGGACCAUCGCCAUAUGUUUCCAGCUUGGAGUUGUACGGCGACAAUAACCUUCUCACAGUCGUCCAAGCAGACGGCUGCAUCUUCGCCACCCCUACUGGAUCCACUGCCUAUUCCCUAUCUGCUGGUGGCUCUCUUGUUCAUCCAGAUAUCCCAGGAAUUCUUCUGACGCCCAUCUGCCCCCACACACUCUCUUUCCGACCCAUGGUCCUCGCCGAUACCAUGCUUCUCAGAGUCUCUAUCCCUCGCAACUCUCGCGCUACUGCCUAUUGUUCCUUUGAUGGCAAGAAUCGCGUUGAGCUUAGACAAGGAGAUCACAUCACCAUCGCUGCAUCGCAAUAUCCUUUCCCUACCGUCAUGAAGUCACCUACAGAGUGGUUCGACAGUGUCUCCACAUCACUCAAGUGGAACACUCGAGGAGCAGCUCAGAAAGGAUGGGACGGUCUUGAAGAGAACAAGGAGGCCGAGACCGAAUGGGACAUUGAUUUCGACGAUUCAGCCUACGGCACUAGCGAAGACAAUAGUCAAGUCGCGAGUCCAACACGGAAAUCAACCUUGACGGACAAUUAG